Molecule: messenger RNA, 4554 nt
Organism: Clarias gariepinus (North African catfish)
Lineage: Eukaryota; Metazoa; Chordata; Actinopteri; Siluriformes; Clariidae
Gene: usp40
Product: ubiquitin specific peptidase 40
Exons: 32
Coding region: 322-4050 (1242 amino acids)
Biological process (GO): protein deubiquitination
Cellular component (GO): cytosol; nucleus
Molecular function (GO): cysteine-type endopeptidase activity; cysteine-type deubiquitinase activity
Source: RefSeq, a predicted model, not a curated record
GGGAGAACAUGGCGGCGCUCUGAGCAGAGAUUCAGAUUCACAUUUCCGCUUUAAUUCAGACACACACUCUCUCUCACACACACACACACUCUCACACACACACACACACACACACACACACCGUGUCAUUAAUCUCCGAUACGGUGUUUAUUAACAAUGACGUCACAGAGACAGACAGGAGUUUAAUACAGAAGGUUUAGUUCCUGAGGGAGUGUGUGAUGUUUAUAACCGCGCUGCAGCCGGAGUGUGUGAGAGACAUGAGAUAGCAGUGUGUGUGUGUGUGUGUGUGUGUGUGUAAGAGUGAGAUAAACACUCAGAGACAUGUCUAUGUUCGGAGAUCUUUUUGAAGAGGAAGAGGAGGAGAGGAACAACAUCAGCCAGGACUCAGGGAAGGUGUGUGAGCCGCCGCCUCCUCGUGGGAAACUGAAGCUGAGUGGAAUUAGAAAUCAGGGAUCAACAUGUUACCUCAACUCACUGCUGCAGACCCUGCUACACACACCUGAGUUUAGAGAGGAGUUGUUCAGGCUCGGACCAGAGGAGCUCGGCAACCUGGAGGAUAAAGACAAACCUGGGGCUAAGGUGCGUGUUAUUCCUCUGGAGUUGCAGAAUUUUUUUGCUCGGUUGUUGUUGUUGGAUGAACAAACCACAACGACUACAGCACUGACUGAGAGCUUCGGCUGGACAAACAAUGAGAUGAUGUCUCAGCAGGACGUUCAGGAGUUAAACAGGAUCCUGUUCAGUGCGUUAGAGACGUCUCUCAUUGGGACGUCUGGCUCCAGUCUGAUUCAGAGACUUUACCGUGGAACUCUGAUUAACCUCAUCACCUGCAGCGAGUGUCACAACGUCAGUGAAAGACAGGAGGACUUCUUGGACCUGACGGUGUGUGUACGUGACCUGAGCAGCCUGGAGGAGGCGCUGUGGAGCAUGUUUGUGGAGGAGGAAGUGUUUGAGGGAAAUAAUCUGUAUCGCUGCAGCCGCUGUAACCGACUGGUCAGCGCCACCAAGUGUGCUAAACUCAGGGUGCUCCCUCCGUUCCUCACCGUGUCUCUGCUGCGCUUCAGUUUUGAUCAUGUGAAGUGUGAGAGGUUUAAGGAGACGAGGAAGUACAGCUUCCCACUCAGCAUCGACCUGCGGCCCUUCUGUGAACAGUCAGACCUGCCGGACUCUGAGCUCUCCUAUGAUCUGUUCUCCAUCAUCAUACACAAAGGCGGAUGUUACGGAGGUCAUUAUCACGUCUACAUCAAAGACAUCGACCAGCUCGGCCACUGGGAACUGUGUGAUGAUGAUGUGAAACAGAAGAAGCAGAAAGUGAAGGUGAAGCCCCUCAGUGUGAGUGUGUGUGAGUCAGUUGUGGAGAAGGACAAUCCUCUGUCAGUCCUCAUGGCUCUGCUAGCUCAGGAGCCAGACGGUGGUGUGUUGUUGGACCAACUCGGUCAGAAGCUGAUGGAGAAGAUCGGCUGCUCCUGGAGUAAGAAGUUCAGGAAGCAGUUUGGACCAAUCAGAAAGUUUCUGCAGUCUCACCCGGACGUGUUCGUGCUCCUGAUGAACGGCUCCCGCGUGGCUCUCAGAAACCCGGCAGUAACGCCUGAGCAGGGGGCGGAGCCAAAAUCAGUAGCAAAAAGGGCCCAGGAUGAGUCGGAGGCGGGGUCAGAUUUUGGCCUGGAGGCGGAGCCUGUGACAGGACACUGGUUCGACCUGAACGACGCGACGGUGACGGCGAUCAGAGAGAGUGACAUCAUCAAGCAGUACGAGGGCAAAGAGAGCGCGUACAUGCUGUUCUACAGGAAACACACACUGCAGCGGCCACGCCAGGCUUUGGGUAAUCCUGCAUUCGGAGUUCCUCCUCACCUGCUGCAGAUGGUGCACGAGGAAAACACCAAGCUACAACAGAGGAGGGCGGAGUUCGACGUCCUCAGUAACAGCAUCGACGUGCGGCUUCACUUCGCUUCUCAUUACCGCGUUGAGGGCGGAGCUCUACGUCUCAUGGACACGCACUCGGGCGCACACACACUCACACUGAGCUUUGACCGCAGGAGGACCGUGGGAGACCUGAGACUCGCCGUCUACCAGAUGCAGGAUGCAUGGGAAGGGGACAUGGCACUGACAGUCACUAAGACCCUGCCAGCAGGACUCCACCUGUACGACACACUGACAGACGAUCAGCAGUCUUUGUGCAGUGCUGGAGUGUAUAACGGCUCAGAGCUGUUCGUUUGGAACGGGAUCGAGGUGAAUGGUGUGUGUGUUCAGACUGGAGCUGAGUAUGAACCGUUGCUGUUAAAUAUCCUAAGGCCAGAUAAGGCGGAGCUGGACUCUGUGGGCGUGACUUGUGUUAACUCAGUAGGCGGAGCCUCUGAAGCGGACACCUCUGGUCUUGUGCAUGUCACACGGGGGUUUUCGGGCGGGGUCACACUGGGCGGGGUGCGGGAGGCUCUCAGCAUGCAGGAGGCGCUGGUGUGUCAGCAGGCGCAAGGGGCGGGGCCAGGAGGAGGAGGAGGCGGGGCCAGCAGGUGGAAGGUGUGUUCCCCUGAGGCCAUGAGGAGGACGCUGAGAGAGCUCACGCUGCGGGACGGAGACACACUGCUGCUGCUGCCACACACACACCUGAACAACAGCGUGUUCAGUGUUAGCGAAGAUGUGGUUACCGUGACGACACCGUCAGACUGCCGCUGGCUGCAGGUGGAGUGUCUCACACACACGGAGCAGGAGGAAGAGGAGAAGAGAGUGAUGAAGAUUCCUGCUGCAGGAAGCACAUUGCUAAGUGAGGUGAAACAAAGAGCCCUGGAGGAGAUGCAGCUGCAGGAGCACUUCACAGGUGGUGUGUGUUGUUUGAGACAGAGGGACCGAACAGGGAAACUUUUACCUCCAGUCCAGGAAGACUUGACUGUCUGUGAUGCAGGUAUCAAGUUGAUGACAUCACUGUGUCUUUGUCCUGGACACGCCCCAAACUCCUCACAGCUCUUCCUGUUCUUCAGAGUGGCGCCACCUACAGGCCCAGAGCUGGAGAUCAUCGUGGAGAAGACGCUUACUGUGAAGGAGUGUUUGAUGGUGAUGCUGAAGAAGGCUGAACUCACUGGAACGUGCUGGCAUUUGAGAAGGAUGGAUUGGUGUGAGGAGGUUGGGGAACCUCUGAUGGAUGAGAAUGUCUCUCUGGUGGAGAUGAAAGUGGUUAGCGGAGACACACUUGUGAUCACUGAGGGACACCUUCCUCCAAAGGGAUUUCUAAACUUGGCAGUGAGCUGGUUGGAUCGGAGUGAUGAGUGCGAGAGAAAUCACACACCAGAAUCACACACUACAGGGCUGCAGUCUGUUGGUUUUAUUGAAAUCUCAGACGAGGCCUCACUGCAUGAGCUCAAAUGUCAGGUGCUGACUCUGCCUGCACUGGUGCAGGUGUGUGUUCCGUCUCCUGAAUUUCUACGGGUUUGGUUGGUGGAGAGAAAAAAACUCAUUAGAAUCCUCAGAGGAAACCACCUCACACUCAGGAAGCUAAAGUUGUCGGUGGGAUCUGAGGUGUGUGUGCAGAAGCUGCAGUGUGAGGAGAACCUUGGGCCAAAGGCUAUUGUGCUACGUCUGCGUGUGGGCGUGGCCAAAGAGGAGGUGGGCAUGUCUGAAGAGAGUGCAUAUUUCCCCACUCAUGAGUUUGUAUGGGAGGCGGAGCUAGACUCCUCCCCCGCAGGGCUGUACCAUGCAGUCUCCGCCCACUGUGGAAUCUCACCGGAGAAUUUGCUGCUUGCUAAACACCUGCCUGAACAAAACACCUGGAGUACCAUCAACUACUGGAUUCAGUCUGUCUCUAAACAGAAGAAGAAGAAACAGAAUAAGAAUAACAGUAAAGGAGUGAACCUGCAGGGGGCGCCGUACUGCCUGAGAGACGGUGACACUAUAGCAGUUAAGAAUCUGGUGAUUGACAGUAAUCGGGAGUUCGGUACAGUUAAAACUGGACAAAUACCUGGAGAACAAACAGAGCAAAGGGGCCAGAGUAAGCGCUCGGAGAAAAAAAAGAGCAGGAAGCCCGAAGUGGCCUUGUCAAUCAACGUGGGUGUGUUCAGAUAGCCCUGACCACACCCACAGUCUUGACCACACCCACUAUCAGCUGGAAGCUGCCCACUUGUGCCAUUUGAGAUUCUCAGCCAAUCAGAGAGCUGCUAAACAUUACACUGAGUCAGAGAGAACCAGUCUGCUGUAAAGGAUCAUGGGUAAUCCAGUGUGGCGGUCGGGGUGAUAAACCACCUCUACACACUGUGAUGUAACGGUUAAACAGCCUAUUGCAGUGGAUUAUGGGUAAAAUUACUGUCGUGACUCUGAUGAGCAAUGCAUUUUAUUAACCUUUAAUGAGCUUUAAUGAUGAUGUCACUGAUGAGAUCAUCCCUUAGACUGUUUAUCUGGUUGAACUCGACACUCUGUUGAUUUUAAAUGAAAUGAGAUUAAUCUUAUGUUGACGAUGAAACUGUUAGUUUGACAUUUUUACUAUUUGAUUUUUUUUCCACAAUUUUGAAAAUGUUUUAGUUUCGUUUCAAAUUGUCAAAAUAUUAAGGAUAAAAAUAAAACGGUGUGUCA